Aspergillus ruber CBS 135680 is the source of this 2346-nucleotide messenger RNA. RefSeq names its product sugar porter family MFS transporter. Gene Ontology annotation, molecular function: carbohydrate:proton symporter activity. The coding region runs from base 435 to 2087 and encodes 550 amino acids. Gene Ontology annotation, cellular component: plasma membrane. The transcript has 4 exons. Gene Ontology annotation, biological process: transmembrane transport; carbohydrate transport. The record is from RefSeq and is a predicted model, not a curated record. Lineage: Eukaryota; Fungi; Ascomycota; Eurotiomycetes; Eurotiales; Aspergillaceae.
GACUAGACUACCGACUCGGGUAUCCAUUUCUGUCUUUCUCUCGCUUCGGGCCAAUGACGGCUUCCCGAGUCAAGCCUCAGCGCCUUGCAUGAGGUAGGAAACGUCUCCAGCCGGUGCCAGAUGGUUCCCUCCCUCUUUUUCCCCGUGCGUCUUUUCUGUGACCAGUGACCACGGCAUCUCCCCCGGAGAGACCCCGAUAUCCACAAUUUCCUUUUUCUUUUUUUUUUUUUACCCUUCUAAUUUUCCCGUUUUGUAGUUCCCUUGGCAGGUCCCAGUUGUUGACGGGGAGGGAGAUGAGGUUGUUUGGAUUGCCGGGCAAUAUAAGAACGCCCCGGGUUCCUCCCUUCCUUUGACUUUUUCUCUUCCCUUCCCUAUCCCUCUCUUCUUCCUUUUGUUUGUUUGUCUCUUCUUAUACUCUGGGGUAGAUAGACACAAUGGGUGUUCCCAAGUUCCUAUCCAAGCUGCAGCCCUCGGCUCAGGACAACUCCCAGUCCUCCACCCCAGCUCGGUCAGACUCGAAUGCCGAGAAGGAUACUGGCAUCAUCGACGACAGCCCUGUCAAGUAUCUGACAUGGCGGUCCUUCAUGCUGGGUAUCUGUGUGUCCAUGGGUGGUUUCAUCUUCGGUUACUCGACUGGUCAAAUCUCCGGUUUCACUACUAUGAACGACUUCAAGCAACGGUUCGGUGAGGACAUGGGCAACGGGGAGAUCGGUUUCAGUAACGUCCGGAAUGGUUUGAUUGUUGGUCUGCUCUCCAUUGGUACCAUGGUUGGAGCUCUAGUCGCCGCCCCCAUCGCAGACCGUAUCGGCCGUAAAUACUCCAUCUCGUUCUGGGCCGUCGUCCACAUGGUCGGCAUCAUCGUUCAAAUCGCCACAGACACCAAGUGGUACCAGAUCGCCGUGGGCCGUCUCGUCGCCGGUCUGGGUGUCGGUGCUCUCUCGUCCAUCGUCCCCAUGUAUCAGUCCGAGUCUGCACCCCGUCAGGUCCGUGGUGCCAUGGUCAGUGCCUUCCAGCUGUUCGUCGCCUUCGGUAUCUUCAUCUCCUACAUUGUCAACUACGGCACCCACAACAUCGCCUCGACUGCUUCGUGGCGUAUCACCAUGGGUGUUGGCUUUGCCUGGCCUCUCAUCCUGGGUAUUGGCACCCUGUUCCUGCCCGAGUCGCCUCGUUUCGCCUACGGCCGCGGCCGCUUCGAGGAAGCCCGCCGGGUCAUGUGCAAGCUGUACGGUGUCCCCUCGAACCACCGCUGCAUCGCCCAGGAGAUGCAAGACAUGAAGGAUAAGUUCGACGAGGAGCAGAGAGCCGGCAAGGCCCCAUGGCACGAGAUCUUCACUGGUCCUCGCAUGUUGCACCGUACCAUCCUUGGUAUCGUGCUUCAGUCGCUGCAGCAGAUGACCGGUGCCAACUUCAUCUUCUACUUCGGUAACAGUAUCUUCGGAACCAUCGGUCUGGACAGCUACAUCACCCAGAUUAUUCUUGGUGCUGUCAACUUUGGUAUGACCUUCCCUGGCCUGUACAUUGUUGAGCACAUGGGUCGUCGCAAGUCGCUCAUCCUCGGUGGUGCUUGGAUGUUUGUCUGUUUCAUGAUCUGGGCUUCGGUUGGUCACUACCAACUUGGUGUUAGCGACUCGGCUGGUAAUGUUAUGAUUGCCUUUACCUGUCUUUUCAUUGUCGGAUAUGCCACCACAUGGGGUCCCAUUGUGUGGGCUAUCUGCGGUGAGCUCUACCCAGCCCGCUACCGCGCCGUCUGCAUCGGAAUUGCAACCGCCUCCAACUGGACCUGGAACUUCCUCAUCUCUUUCUUCACGCCCUUCAUCUCCGGUGCCAUCGACUACGCCUACGGCUACGUCUUCGCCGGCUGCUGCUUCGUCGGCAUCUUCGUCGUGUACUUCUUCGUCAACGAGACCCAAGGCCGCACCCUCGAGGAAGUCGACACCAUGUACGUACUGCACGUCAAGCCCUGGAAGAGCUCUUCCUGGGUGCCCCCGGAGGGCAUUGUGCAUGAUAUGCACCCUCAUGGCGAUGAGAAUGAUAAGAGGGGUGAGGAGCAGCGGGAGGAGGCUGAGCCGACUGAAAUUAAGGAGUAGAUUCUCCGAUCCUUUUGGUGCUUUCGUUUUAAAAUUUGUUAAUGGGUUGCUAUGCAUAUAUGCGUAUAAGUAUGGGCUACGAUGGCCAUGUUAUGGUUUUUAUAUAUAUCAUCUUGAAGAUGUUGCAAUGAUGGCGUUGGGUUAGGAUACCAGUCAUAAUUCGAAUGUACACUAUUUCUACUCAAAUGUUCAAUGGUUUAUUCUAUGGUAUGUUAAAGUAUUAAAAUCUUUCAAGGGCGUAUUUGAAAACAAGUGUCCG